AUGACUUAAAAUCUGAAAUUCCAUAAAUUGAAUAAUGCUUUGCCAAAUAUUUAGAUAUCUCAGCAUACAAAGAUAUAAUAGGAUUAUUAAGACGGAUGUAGUACUGACAGAGUAAUAAAUUUGGUAAAUAAAGUUAAAGCAAAGCUCAAAUUAGUAAAUAACACACCUGAUGCUAGGUAAGAUAUUGCAGUAUUAUUAGAUUUAAUCGUUAAUUAUAAUAAUUUAGGAUACUUGAUACUUUUGUUGAUACAAAAACCAAACUAAAGAAGAUGAAUAUAUUAAAUAACAGAGAUUUAAUAGAAUCAGUAAAGAAUUAUCUAAUAAGAAGGAAAAUAGCUAGAUAAUUGGGUUAAGAAGAAGCAGAUUUAGAAAAGAUUUAUGAAUAAUAUGAAGUAAAGUUUGAAACAGAAUUUGAUAAAGCAUUUUUAGAUAGUGAUUGUUUUCUAGAUCUAGGUUUAGUUAAGGCUCCAAUUAAUAAAACUAAGGUUUUAUCUUAAGAGAAAUUGUAAGACCUUGGAAAGAGAGCAAUAAGUUAAUUUUAAACUUCAUCUGAAUAAAUGUCAAGCAGAGAUUAAGUGACCAAAUCUUAGUAUGAUUAAAAUCUAUUUUAUUAUUAUGUUGAAGAUCAUAUAGAAUAACUUAAAAAAGAGAAAGAGGAAACAGAGAAUUUUAUAUAGAAAUUAGGAAAAACUACAAAAAGUACAACUAAUUCAGGAAGAGGAGAUGAAAAGCGUAGUACCUUAAUUCAACAGUAGAAAAUAACUUAGAUAGAUUAUGAUAAAGAACUUUUGAAAAUAGUUUUGUAAUAUGGAAUUGACUUGAAUUCAACUGAGUAUUUAGAAGAAGAGAUAUAUUCUGCAUUCAAAUAGAAAGCUAAUGAUUUUAUUAAGUCAAAAAUAAAUGAAGCCAAAGUGAGACACAAUCAUAAUAUAGAAGAGGAUUAAUUGAAAAAUAAAUAUUAGAUUAGACCUUAAAAGAAAAGGAUAAGUUCUAUGUUUGAGUAAUAAUUUUUCAAUUUUUCAAAAAAUUAUCCUCCUUCAAAAUCAAGAUACCAACCAGAGAGUAAAGAACACACUCUUACAUCAGGAGAUAGGAAAUCAUAAAUGUUGUAGGAGAGAAUGGAUAAUAAAAAAGAAAAGACCUUGUUGUUAAGUUAAUUUAAUUUGAAAUCAAAGAGAAUUAUUAAUAUGUGUAAUAAGGAUGAACAAAAAUUGUUAUAUAAUGAAUUUAUAAAGGACAUAUAAUUGAUGAAUUUAUAUUUGGAUGAAGCUAUAACAAGAACCAACUUCAAUAGAAAACUUUCAUAAUUAGGUUUUACAAAAGAAGAUUAAUUUUUAAUAAAAAAAUAAAUUGUACUUCCAGGAAGUUCUGUUAGAAAUCACUAUGAUAACUAAUGA
Paramecium pentaurelia is the source of this 1397-nucleotide messenger RNA. NCBI's taxonomy places the organism in Eukaryota, Ciliophora, Oligohymenophorea, Peniculida, Parameciidae. The record is from the annotation of a GenBank genome assembly.